AUGGAGAUAUGCUAUACCACGCUUUGGCAUUCACGUAAAGGUGUGCUUGCUCACGAACUUUCAGAUUUUGAAUGUUCAUCGCCACAAGCAUGUAUUGUAGGAAAUGCACAAGACGCACGGGAUCAAUUCGAACGCGGUUUUGACGGAGAGGCUUUUGACAGACUUGAAGUUAUAUCCAAAACUAUCACAGUACUAAAAGAUUUUAAAUCAAGUGUCGAUGCAUUGCAUGACGUUAAUCCUCAACAAUCUUCAAUCGCAUCAACAUCUACACCUGCCAAAUCUACCAAGAGACCUCAUGAUUCUAAUUUUGAAAAAUCUCGAAAAACAAUAAAAUCCAAUGCUGAAGAUACGCCCACUAUUACUAGUGAACAUCAACAACCAAUUUACACUUCAUCUGGAGAUUUGAUUCCAAUGGAUGCCAGAGAUUCUAAAGGAGAACAAAUUCAUCAAACUUUAAUGGCAAAGAAAAUGCAAAAAUUAAGUGAAUCACCAGAUUUUCGCCCAUUUAAGUUUAGAAUUCAAGCUUUUACAAAUGCGUUUCACGAAGAAUUACUUCACAAUGGAUAUACCGAAGAAGUUUUACCAAUGAGAAAAGUAAAAAAUUACUUGUGGACUCAACGAUAUAUUUCAAGAUUUAAUGAAGAUGGGAAGAAAGCCAAGUCUAAGGGAAAUCAUGUUUGGAAUAUUGAAGCUAAAAAAACACCUGCUGGUGGAUGGGUAUUCCGUGAGUUUACACGUAAAAUAGCAGGUAUUCCAAAUAAAGUUGCAUAUGUUGGAGCCAAAUACACUUAUUCCCCUCGAGUUUGGGAUCCACAAGUUAAUAUAAAAUGUAAAUGGGAAAAUAAUAUUCUUACUGGUACACCUGAUAUGAAUUCUCAAAGUUGUGAAAUUACUGCAAUUGCUAAUUAUUACCACGGUGAUACUGUGUACAAACUUGAAAAAUCCUUUUAUAUUACUGUUGUUGCUCAUGUCGAUUCAACGGAGCAUCAUGAAUUAAAUCCCAUGGCAAUUGGCGAUUAUCAAUUGCAAUAA
Entrophospora sp. SA101 is the source of this 1032-nucleotide messenger RNA. NCBI's taxonomy places the organism in Eukaryota, Fungi, Glomeromycota, Glomeromycetes, Entrophosporales, Entrophosporaceae. The record is from the annotation of a GenBank genome assembly.